This is a messenger RNA of Musca domestica (house fly), 1824 nucleotides long. RefSeq lists its product as uncharacterized. Gene Ontology annotation, cellular component: nucleus. NCBI's taxonomy places the organism in Eukaryota, Metazoa, Arthropoda, Insecta, Diptera, Muscidae. The transcript is spliced from 4 exons. Gene Ontology annotation, molecular function: RNA polymerase II cis-regulatory region sequence-specific DNA binding; DNA-binding transcription factor activity, RNA polymerase II-specific. Bases 156 to 1499 code for a protein of 447 amino acids. Gene Ontology annotation, biological process: regulation of transcription by RNA polymerase II; cell development; muscle organ development. The record is from RefSeq and is a predicted model, not a curated record.
UUGAAAAUUUUCAAAAAAAAAAAAAAAACAUAAAAAUAUAAAAGAAAAUAAAUUUGUAAGAAAAAAAAACAUAAUUUAUAUGACGGGUGAAAAGUUUUAAGUGAAACGAUAAAAUCCAAUAAGUUCGCCAAAUAAGAAACUUUCCAAAGAUUGCAAUGAUGGAGAAACCAAAUCGACCACAACGCAAUCGUCGUCACAGUAGACGUGCCUGGCCACCAGAAGAUGAUCUUCAUUAUCCACGGGCAGCCAAACGUCUGUUUACCCCAGAAAUCAAACGUAUGCUCAAAGAAUGGUUAGUUCGAAGACGUGAAAAUCCCUACCCCAGUAGAGAUGAGAAAAAACGCUUGGCCAUUGAUACUGGCCUGACGUACACACAGAUCUGCAAUUGGUUUGCCAAUUGGCGUCGAAAACUUAAAAAUGCCGAAAGAGAAAAAUCAAAAAAAUCCUGGGGUCAUCUGAUAAAAAACUACAAUACAAAUGCCAAAGGUAAUGUCGAACAAUUUAGUAUAUCAUCUGAGGAUAGUAUAUGGGAGGAGGAAGAACAGCAGUAUAGACGUCAUCAUCAUCAUCGUAGUGAUAAUGAGAAUGAAGAUGAUGAUUUAGAUUCAAUGUGUGAUAUAGAUGGAUCGAGUGGAGGUUCCACAGACACCACCGAGCGUAAUGGUACGGGGAGCAGUACAAUAAGUAGUGGUUUUGGAGGCGAGGAAGGAGGCAUUCACAUGACGGGAGUUAAUCAUAAAACGAAUAUCUAUAACAUAAAUAAUGCAAUGGCUCUACACAAGGAUCCCAGUGAAUUAUUUAUAGGACGGGAGGUUGAUGUCCUUACAACCAAUGCCAGUUGUCAAAUAACACAGAGUGCAGCCAAUGUGGGAACCAAAACAAAAUACAAACAAAAAAUGAUGGAAAAAUAUUUAAGAGAUACCUAUGAUACCAAUAGUACACCCAUUAAUUCCACCAUGGUCCAUAUUGGGUUUAAUGACCAACAAACAUCGACAGACAAUCCUCAACAUGCCACCGCCACUGUAUAUUGUAAUGGGUCGAAUACAACAAUUAUCAAAUCGGGGGCCGAGUUAUCCAAGUGGUUGGAAAGUGCAGCGAAAUUUACACCAAAUAAAAAUAACUAUUUCAUAGAGUGGAAUAGUAAAAGAAAUAAAAAUGACAAAAAACCUCUAUUGGUGACAACGACAACAAAAUCAUUUCCAGUAUCAAAUCCAAACAAUGGCGACGCGCAACAGACCUCGGUUACAGUUGUUCCAAUUUUAUAUUCCACAACACCAGCCACAGUACAAAUAACAAAUUCACCAAAUACAACAAAUUCUCAUCUUCAGCAGCAGCAGCUGGAAAACGAACAUAUUUACAAUUCCAUACAUCACAAAGAUGAACUGGAUGCUGCUGAGGCAUUAGCAAAUUUGGCCUUUAAUUGUCGACAACGUAUGUUGGAUGCAAAUGUUACGGCGGGUUGUACAUUUCAACGACCCCUAAAUGCAAUAAGUUCCUAAACAUGCACACAGACACACACACACACACACUUGUUCAAUCAAAAAGUCACCCAAAAAAGCAUUUAGAUUUAAUGGAAAUGAAAUGGAUACAAAACCAAAAGUACUUCUAUUGUAACAAUUACCAAACAAACUACUUCGAUUACAAGACAAAAGCAUUCCAGCACUGUGGUUUCUUUUUGAAUAAAGUGCGGAAGACAUACUUACAUACAUACUACUUAUACAAAAUCUCACUCUCUGUAUAUUUAAAGUGCAGUUUUAAAGAAAACAAAAAAAAAAUUCUAUUUUAAUUGUUGAAUAAAUUUUUAAGACAAAUGUUUAAAUCAAA